AUGGAGGGGAUGCAGCGUGGGGCGGAAUCGCUGGUCCCGUUAGUGGGGGAUUGUGAGCUGGCGCUGCAGCACGCCACCAGCUACGAGCCACCCAUGUACCUCUUCCCGGAGUUACUCCCGAAGGUCCCGGAAGGCACGGCGCCCUUUUCUGUUAGUGACGCGGUGUCGGACGCGGUUGACGUGGAGGCGUCAUCCCUUAACAUUGCGGAGCUGUUCCAUUUGCCUCCGAUGGAGCCGCGCGAGGAGACGGGAGGUUCCCAGGCGGGGGAUGCAGAUGUCGCCAAGGCGGCCACGCCUCUUGCGUCCCCCGCGCCCAUGACGACGUUGGCCGCACUGUUGGCCGCAGAUCGCCUUCAGGUGGCGGGUCUCUCGGCGGAGAUGUUGCAGCGAGGGAAAUUCUCCUCUGGCUCCAUCAUAGAAGAGCUGAUGAAGCUCAAGGAUCGUGCACAGCUGAACGAUAUUGAGGCGCAGGCGAUCAUGUCAAACCACUUCAUUAACGUCCUCGCUUGGCGGACAUUGAUUGAAGUCAACAAUCAGGCCAUGACAGCAGGCAAGCGAGAGCCCACGCCUGAGUGGCGUCGCGGUCGCGUACGACCACGCGAGGAGGCGACGGAGGAAGUAGACAUUGGUGCGAUGCAGCCCUCGGAUGACCCAUGGAGCGCCGAUAUUGAUCUGCAGCCUGGGGUCUUUGUCUCUGCUGCUGAGCAAAAUGUGGAACAACGGAUCGAGCUUAUUGACACGCUGACUGCCCUUUACCGUCGUCCAUGGCAAACUCUGCAGUCGCGCGGAAUACAGACGGAAAGGUUUACACCCGGCUCCAUCAAUGAGACAGCGCCCUUUGUGGACCCUGUCAAACUUCCCGCCGCCAUGCUGGACCCUGUGAAUGACCUUGGAUGGAAACCCUCAACUGUAGAAGAGGCUCCAACUAAUUUCUGGGAAUUAAGGCUGACUUCGUCCAGUACUGCGGCCUCAGAAGUGAUUCCGUUACGAGGACGCUUCCUGCACUUUGGCCGCAACGCUGGCGUCACAAGUGCCGCGCAUGGUACUGUGACAAACGUUCAUAUUGGACUCUCCGCCUAUACAAACCACCCUGAAUUUAUCUCACCCCAUCAUUUCUCGCUUGCGGUGUUUCCAGCGAAUCCCAAACGGGUCGCCGGCGAGGCGGGCGCUGCGGUGAAGCAUGAGUUGGAUGGCAAUGGGGAAACUGGUGAGGAGGGCCAAUCCCUCUGGCUCAUGAACUAUGGGCGUAACGGCGUUCGCAUUGCUGGGAAGCAGUGGACGCUGGGAGACAUGGUCCGCCUGGAAGUUGGAGACGUGCUUCAACCCACCGAUGACAUUCGUCUCGUGGUGCUUGGUGGAGGCGGCUGCGGCGGCGCAGUAGGCGAGGCAUCGCCGGCCGAGGCCACGCCCGCCGCGAAACCCGAGGUAUUGCUUGAGGAAUACAUUGGAGCAGCCACGGAACGAGCUGCCGCACAAAUUGCCACUUCAGCGCGUUCGUCGCCUUCUUCUCUUGAGGCUUGA
Trypanosoma conorhini is the source of this 1521-nucleotide messenger RNA. RefSeq lists its product as uncharacterized. The record is from RefSeq and is a predicted model, not a curated record. NCBI's taxonomy places the organism in Eukaryota, Euglenozoa, Kinetoplastea, Trypanosomatida, Trypanosomatidae. Gene Ontology annotation, molecular function: protein binding. Bases 1 to 1521 code for a protein of 506 amino acids. The transcript has a single exon.